AACUCCAUUCAUUCAUUGAAGUGCCGGCCGGCCGGUUAGUCGUGUCACACACAUAGUAAUCGCCGAACGAAAGACAAGAUGUGUUGCGCGCGAUUUUUAACGAACUAUAUUUUCGAAUUUUAAAUAUCUACGAACGUAAUUUGACAGUUGACUGUUUGGAAUUGUGUUGUGGAUUUGUCAAAAAAGUCGUGCAUCAUAUAGAUUAUUUACAUUUUACGGUGAUUAAUUGUGAUGUUUAUGAUCAAUUACGGUGUAGUGUUUAUCAGUGAGAUGUUAUGGUGAGGCGAUGCUUGUGGGGGAGCAGUCGCCGGCACCGCGGGUGGUGGCCGGAUUAAGGAAACUCCGCCCCGAACUGACGCCAGGACCAGUACCUACACCAGCAGACCCCAAUUUCAGGAUAUCAGGGGUACUCCGUCAGUAUUAUAAUGACGACAGCGAGUCGUGGGCAUGGGUGCGCGCCGCGGUCCGCGGUGGCUGCCUGCUCGCCUGGCGCGACGGCACGCUACCCCGGCGACCAGCGGCUCGGCUACCCUUGCGCGACCUGCACCUGCGCACAGCUACCGCGCUGCCCAACGCGUUCCAGCUAUCGAGGCUCCGUGACGACAUUGCCGUUGCCACAUUUCAGACUUGCAAUGCGGCGGAAUACGCGAGAUGGGUACGCGCGCUCUGCGUCGAAAUACUUGGACAAACACCUUUACCACAGGUGCGAUUUCUGGACGUGCUGUCUGCGGCGGACACCGCCAGUCGAGAACCAAAGAAGGAGGCUCCCCAACAGGAGACGCCCGCCUGCCCGCCGCGCCCGCCGCCGAGAGCUCGUCGAAGGUUGCUAACGCCAACGGAGACGCAGCUGACGCGCCGGGACCACUCCCCCGCCGCAACGGAUGAGGGCAUCGUCGUGGAAGACGACGACUACGACUCAUCGUCCGAUCGCAGCCUCGACCUUACUCUGUCCCUGGACGCGCUCAAAACCGCUGAUGUGCUUGACGCGCCCGUGCGGAAAGCGAAGGUCAUCAAAUGCGACAGUUGUAGUAAACUGAAUGCAAGCACGCAGCAGCACCACACGCUGCCCCGCGCUGCCAGAUCUGAGUCAGAGCAAGGUCGCCGGUACUUAAAACGUUGGGAGGGAACGGCCGGAGGCGCGGAGCGGGGCCGCUACGCCAUGGAGGCCGCGAGGCGGAAGACGUCCUCGCUGGAGACGCGGGCGAGAUCCUGCUCACCGAACGCUCAUGAAGCGGUAGCCCAGUACGUGCCGGUAAAAGAACGCAGGGCCCUUUUUGAGUCUCUAUCAAAGCGAGCUGGAAGUCUCGCGAGGAGUAGUGAGCAGCUAGCGCGGCCAACGAUCGUGCCAGAGACGACGCCACGGCGGGCGGCGUCCCUACACGACUUGCAAGCGCCGCCGACGCGGUCCGUGAGCGACCUGAGGCAGUUCUUCGAGGCAGUAGCGCGGGGCGCGGGUCCUUGCGCGACGAGCAUGCUCCAGCGACACAGCGCGCCGCCGAACCACGCGCCGCGCGCCUUCGCCUCGCUCACGUGUGCUUGAUGCCUCGUCCCUCACACCUGUAUAUAAUGUACAUAAAGUGACUGUUGUAGUGUUACAUUACCGGCGUUGACCGCUAUCUCGCUAAGUCGUUCGUUUUAAGACUGUUAAAAGUAUUGUUAUAGAAGUACCUAAUAUAAAUAAAAUGAGAUGUAUUAUCAUUUA
Messenger RNA from Manduca sexta (tobacco hornworm), 1702 nucleotides. RefSeq lists its product as uncharacterized. Bases 287 to 1540 code for a protein of 417 amino acids. Lineage: Eukaryota; Metazoa; Arthropoda; Insecta; Lepidoptera; Sphingidae. The record is from RefSeq and is a predicted model, not a curated record. The transcript is spliced from 3 exons.